AGUCGAGGCUGCGUAGUCGUGCACAUCGUGUGUCGUUCAUUUUCCGUAGUCGUGGUUAUCGUCCCGUCGUUGGUGCGCUGUCGCUAAGCUGUCAAUGCUCUUGUCGCAGUAGUUGUGGAAUCGUGUGGCCUCGUGCAUCGCCUGCCUGCAUCUCCGUCGCUUUUUCCGUCUCUCAUUCAAGUACGUGGUCUUGCACGAAACGGUCGAGGUCGAAGCCCGCAGGAGUAGGAAGGCAGUUCUGUUUUUGGCAGCAGCACCAGGAGCCCACAGCCAGCGAAAGCGGUAGGACACGGACACGUGCGAAGUGCGAACAAUGUUAGGUUUUUAGUCAUCCCAAUCAUACCAUUCCGUUUUCAAUUCGAUUGUCAUUCGUCCUGGAUUAAAUGACCAUCACUUGAGGUCAGACAUUUAGCCCGGUUCUUUACGUAAAAUAAAAGUCCCAGCUGACGUCGAGAAAGGAGCGAGAACAAAGUACAUAAAUUCUCUAAAGAAAAUAUGUAUACAAUGUAACAUACAAACCACAAAUCAAACCGUCAAUGACAGUUUCACAGCCACAGCGGGAAAAUAUUACGACUGCUCUCCUAAAAAAAAUGCCAACUGUGAACUACGCCAACAUUUUUCAUCGAAUGAAGAUUGUGACAAAUAUUGAAUGAAAAAAAUGCAAUUUUUGAGCAUAAGCACUUGAAGAAAUCGAUUAAGAAAAGCUAUUAAUUGAGAUAGAGUAUUGUCGGAGCUUAAAAGCAAUCAGACUGGAUAUUCAAUCAGAACAUACAGGGCGGUGUCGUAAAACCAAUAUCCCUCGACUGAUCCGGACCAAGAUAGAAACAAGAAAUUAAAAGUCCUGUGUAAACUCCGGAAACAUUCUGCAGAUGCCCAUCUCUUCAUAAAUCAAACUACCCCAAGCCAAGGAUAAGUUACACACAAUAAGUACAAUAAGUAGUGCUUGUCACCAAUGUUAAGAAAAAUUCCUUGUCGGGUUGCCAUGACAGUCUGAAAUAAGGACAGAGAUCAAGAGACCACCGAGCCGACCUAAACCCAGGCAAAGGCACCCAGACCAAACCAGACUAAAGCAACAGUUCAGCUACAACGGUUACGCGAACAAUUUUCUCUGGGUAUUUUUGAUAAAUGGCACCUUAAAGUUAAAGACCCAUACCUGAAAGGACAACGAUAAACUUGAACGCCACGAAAAGUAUGCCGAGAUAACCAAACCGAAGAGCAGCCACUGACUGACACCAACGGUUGAAUUUUUGGCAUCACAUCAGCACCAUUCCAAUCCCAUCCUAUCACAUCGCUCGAGCAUCAAGAGAUUGUGAUGACAUAAAAUGGGCAAGAAAUAGGUAAGAAAGAGCACUUGUCGUGGAGAACUGUUAGCGCUUGUCUACUCGUCCGUCGGAUUCAGUUUGGGUGGCUUAUUGAUUACGGCGAUCGACCGGACAUUUGUCUAGAUAGCAUCCUCGUCUUUGUCGAUGUAUUUUUGUAUUUCUGAUUAGCACACAUUGCUGCCAUAGCUCGAGUGAUACAAUAAGGUGAUAAGACCGGGCAAAAAAUAAAUCGGUCAAGCCAAUCUAUUCAAACUUAGUUGGGGAGAAUGAGUUUCUUGGAGCCGUACGUAUCCUCUAGAUCCGCCGUUGACGCCGUCAUAUGGCUGGCUUAUGGCCUGGGACUUCUCAUUAUGCUGCCAGCUUGCUUUGCUGGCCCGCACGAGAAGCGCUUGCUGCAUGCCCUUCUGGACAACUACAACAGCUUGGAACGGCCAGUGGUCAAUGAAUCAGAUCCAUUGCAGUUGAGUUUCGGACUAACGCUCAUGCAAAUAAUCGAUGUGGAUGAAAAGAAUCAAUUGCUUAUAACAAAUAUUUGGCUUAAAUUGGAAUGGAAUGAUAUGAAUCUACGCUGGAAUUCUAGUGAGUUUGGUGGUGUUCGGGACUUGCGAAUUCCGCCGCAUCGUUUAUGGAAGCCGGACGUUCUCAUGUACAACAGUGCAGAUGAGGGCUUCGACGGCACUUAUGCUACCAAUGUGGUGGUGCGCAACAACGGGAGCUGCUUGUACGUUCCACCGGGCAUUUUUAAAUCAACUUGCAAGAUAGAUAUCACCUGGUUCCCAUUUGACGAUCAACGAUGUGAAAUGAAAUUUGGUUCUUGGACCUACGAUGGCUUUCAGUUGGAUCUGCAGUUGCAGGACGAAGCUGGCGGAGACAUUUCUAGCUUCAUAACAAACGGAGAGUGGGAUCUGCUAGGUGUGCCCGGCAAACGAAAUGAAAUCUACUAUAAUUGCUGCCCAGAACCUUAUAUUGACAUAACAUUCGCCAUUUUGAUACGACGUAAAACCCUAUAUUAUUUUUUCAAUUUAAUUGUGCCGUGCGUACUAAUUGCCUCCAUGGCACUGCUAGGGUUUACACUUCCGCCAGAUUCUGGUGAGAAGCUCUCACUUGGAGUUACUAUUUUACUAUCGCUCACAGUCUUCCUUAACAUGGUGGCAGAAACAAUGCCGGCGACCUCCGACGCCGUGCCGCUGCUUGGAACUUAUUUCAAUUGCAUUAUGUUUAUGGUGGCCUCAUCAGUUGUGUCAACCAUACUUAUCCUCAAUUAUCAUCAUAGAAAUCCAGAUACGCAUGAAAUGAGUGAAUGGAUAAGAGUAAUAUUCCUUUAUUGGUUACCUUGCAUAUUGCGCAUGCAAAGACCCGGACAGGUUGGAUACGAAUGUCCGCCACCGCCCUCCUCAGCGGGCCCGUCGACUGCAGGCGACAAAAAGCAACAUAUGCAAAACGUUGAGCUCAAGGAAAGAUCCUCGAAGUCGCUGCUCGCAAACGUCCUUGACAUAGACGAUGAUUUUCGCUGUAAUCAUCGAUGUGCCAGUUCCACGUUGCCGCACCAGCCGACAUAUUACAGGACAAUGUACAGGCAAGGGGAUGACAGCAGCGUUGGACCCGUGGGCCAAGUCGGACCGGUAGCCGCUGUUGCCGAUGCCCGUAUGCAUGAGGCCAUCUCCCACACCUGUCUGAGCUCAUCGGCGGAAUACGAGCUGGCGCUGAUAUUGAAGGAGCUACGCUGGAUAACCGAUCAGCUGAAAAAAGAGGACGAGACUGGCGACAUAACACGAGACUGGAAAUUCGCUGCUAUGGUCGUAGAUCGUUUGUGCCUUAUUAUUUUCACGCUGUUCACUAUAAUUGCAACCCUGGCAGUUUUAUUCUCAGCACCACAUUUCAUCUUCCCGUAAAAACGGACGCUGGAUAAGGAGGAUAGGUGGGAGUAAACGCAGGAGGAGGCACGACUGCCUACAGUGGCUUGUUCGCGUGAUACGGACAAACAUUCAAACAUUUACUUUUGUAAGAUGUGCGAGAAAAAUCAAAAACAUACAAACAUAUUUGUGCAUUAACCUUUCGGCAUCCAAUCAGUUGAUCCUUUGGUCUUCCUGUUUACAAUUUCGAUAGAUGUAUCGGCAGCUCAUAAUGUGGAAUCUGAAAAGUACAUAUAUGUACAUAUAUACAAAAUGUACAUAUGGAUUUUGUAUGGAUAAUAAAAUGGAGAUGAACUAAUAAUACUUACAUACAUAUUUGAAUACAUGUGCACAAGUAUGCAUGUGUGCAGGACAAUACAUACAUAUGUAUGUGCAUGUUUACAUACCCGUAUAUUGAUUUGUGUUAACGACAGCUCGGUUAUUCCCCUCAGUUUCGAAAUUGAAUACCAACAAAUUCAUUUUUGAUAUUUGUGUAUUUUUUCAUGCUUUUGGUCAUAUGUAUGUACGAGUAUUUCUUUGAAUUUUGAUAAAUAAAAUAGUGUAUACAAAUAUGUUGCUGUGAUAGAAAAAUGUAUUAAAAAAAAACGUUAACCAGUCACAAUAAAUUCAAAGUAAGAAAAGAAUAGAAUAUGGUAGUGCUGGUACCACUUUCAUACUUCCAUUGAAUCGGUGAAUAAUGUGAAAAUAAUCAGAAAUGAAAGAAUAUACUGUCAAAGCCAUAUGCACAAACGCAUUGAAGAGAUAAGCCAAAGUUGCGAGGAAAAUAGCUCGGUUAUCAAAAUAUUUGACAAAUCAAACAAAAUAUUCGUACAAAAAAUUCAUUCAUAUACAUAUAUAAAC
Drosophila obscura is the source of this 4075-nucleotide messenger RNA. RefSeq names its product neuronal acetylcholine receptor subunit alpha-7 (gene nAChRalpha7). The coding region runs from base 1589 to 3214 and encodes 541 amino acids. The transcript has 16 exons. Lineage: Eukaryota; Metazoa; Arthropoda; Insecta; Diptera; Drosophilidae. Gene Ontology annotation, biological process: chemical synaptic transmission; monoatomic ion transmembrane transport; regulation of membrane potential. Gene Ontology annotation, molecular function: transmembrane signaling receptor activity; acetylcholine-gated monoatomic cation-selective channel activity. The record is from RefSeq and is a predicted model, not a curated record. Gene Ontology annotation, cellular component: synapse; neuron projection; postsynaptic membrane.